AUGGGAUUGAAACUGAGCACGAACAAUCAACCGCGUCUGCGUACUUACUCUGCCAGCACUCCGGGGUCCAGUGCUAGUGCAGGGGGCACAGAUGUGGUGGUGGCUCGCAAUGGAGGACAGUCGGCGAGGGCCCGUGCCAGAAGCUUAGUGAAUUUUCAGACUUCGGGGAAUUCUGCAUCACUGGGGAUUCCGGGAGCAUCUGGUGGCACACACAGGAGUAGUUCGCCAGACUCGGAUUCCAGCUCUCCUGGAGAUGAUGCGGCUGCAGUCUUGUUUGGACUGAGUGGACGGACGUUCACUCACUCUCUACCUGUCCAUCUGUUUGCUUUGCAAGGAAUCAAGUGUCCGGUGUGCUCCAAACAGAUAGCAUCCGAUGACAUAGAAUGCCACCUGGUCAUGUGUCUCACAAAGCCACGUAUCAGCUACAAUGAGGAUGUACUAUCAGAAGACAAAGGUGAAUGUGUCAUCUGCUUUGAGGAGCUUAUUCAGGGAGACACGAUUGCCAGAUUACCCUGCCUUUGUAUAUAUCAUAAAGGAUGUAUUGACAAAUGGUUCGAAGUCAACCGGUCUUGUCCAGAACAUCCUUCAGACUAA
Candidula unifasciata is the source of this 594-nucleotide messenger RNA. The record is from the annotation of a GenBank genome assembly. NCBI's taxonomy places the organism in Eukaryota, Metazoa, Mollusca, Gastropoda, Stylommatophora, Geomitridae.